Messenger RNA from Zygosaccharomyces rouxii, 1152 nucleotides. It is a transcript of the gene PPE1, whose product is annotated as phosphoprotein phosphatase methylesterase 1. Gene Ontology annotation, molecular function: protein methylesterase activity. Gene Ontology annotation, biological process: protein demethylation. The record is from RefSeq and is a predicted model, not a curated record. The transcript has a single exon. Lineage: Eukaryota; Fungi; Ascomycota; Saccharomycetes; Saccharomycetales; Saccharomycetaceae. Bases 1 to 1152 code for a protein of 383 amino acids.
AUGGGUGAUGAUAUUCGUAGGAAGUUGAUAUUAAAGCAAUUAGAUCAGGCUAACCUCGCUGCUGGUGAUGAAGGUGAAGAAGAGAAUGACUUAGGGGAAUUGCCCUCAAUUAAAAGUAAUUCAAUGGGUUCUCAAAAACAAUCACCAAAUGGUACUGUACCUGCCGGUAAUGGUGAUGAAACUACUUGGAAACAAUUUUUUGACCACAAUGAACGUAUCAAGAUUCGGAAUCGAAAUUUGGAAUUUAAUACUUAUUACAGUUUACCUAACUCUAUAAAUGCGCCUUCGAUCCCAAUCUUUAUUUUACAUCAUGGUGCAGGAUCAUCAGGUUUGACAUUUGCCACAUUGGCUCAACAGAUAAGUUCUCAAUUGAACGGUAAUUGUGGAUAUUUUACCUUUGACGCUAGAGGCCACGGUACUACGAGACCUCUCGAACCAUCAAAGGGGCUCCAAUAUGAUCGUCAAUCCUAUAUCGAUGAUUUCGUAGAACUGCUGGAACAAUUUUACAGUAAACAUUUAACUCAGUUGGGAGCAGUAAAAUUAUCGUUGGUGCUCGUAGGUCAUUCCUUAGGUGGUAGUAUCUGUACUUUUUCCCACAUGCAAUUACCGGAGCAUUUACGAAACAAGGUCCUAGGUGUUUUCAUGCUUGAUAUAGUGGAGGAAGCUGCCAUCUUAGCUUUGAAAAAUGUGCACAGUUUCUUGAGUAAGACACCUAACGUCUUCCAAAGUUAUCAGGAUGCUAUUGAUUGGAGUAUUCGUCGUGGGAUGUCAAAGAAUAGAUCUAGUGCUGAAAUUGCUGUUCCAGCAUGUUUUCAUCAAAUGACAUCUGGCAAAGUGGUUAGAAUUACCAAUUUAAGAGAUUUUGAACCAUAUUGGGAUACUUGGUUCGUAGGAUUAUCGGAAAGGUUUGUCAGUCUCCCCACAAGUAAAUUACUCUUAUUAGCCGGUAACGAGAAUUUGGACAAGGAACUGAUUAUUGGUCAAAUGCAGGGCAAGUACCAACUUGUAGUUUUCCAAGAUUCAGGACAUUUCAUUCAAGAGGACACUCCAGUAAAGACUGCAAUAACGCUAAUAGAUUUUUGGAGAAGGAACGAUUCCAAAAACAUUGUAAUUAAAACUAAUUGGGGGGCCAAAAAUUUUACGAGUCAGUAG